Messenger RNA from Pseudomyrmex gracilis, 2406 nucleotides. It is a transcript of the gene Zw, whose product is annotated as glucose-6-phosphate 1-dehydrogenase. The record is from RefSeq and is a predicted model, not a curated record. Lineage: Eukaryota; Metazoa; Arthropoda; Insecta; Hymenoptera; Formicidae. Gene Ontology annotation, cellular component: cytosol. Gene Ontology annotation, molecular function: glucose-6-phosphate dehydrogenase activity; NADP binding. The coding region runs from base 430 to 1995 and encodes 521 amino acids. The transcript is spliced from 7 exons. Gene Ontology annotation, biological process: glucose metabolic process; pentose-phosphate shunt, oxidative branch.
UUUGCAACAACUAAACUUCGUACAGCACAGAAAUAAGUAUAUGUCCAAGAAAUAGUCGGAGUUCUCUAUUUGCUACAUGUUCUUAUCAUCUGUGAUAAAAUAUCAGAAAACAAAUCAUCAUUGAUAAAUCAUGAAUCACGCCAUACGAGUGAAAGGUGAACGGCGGAGGGGACUGCGAUACCGAGUUUAGUAGCAAAUUUCUAAAGAACAUGGAAAUGUUCUGUGAUCGCUGAUCAGUAUUGCGACGCGAAUGUCACGCGCUUAACCUUUUCCAUAACCUCAAUUUUUUGCGUGAUUAACAUUUUGGCGGUAAGAUUUAUACUUUUAGUAUUGAAAAAAAAAGACGAUCAGAGAGAAAAACAGGUAGUGAGAGGAACAGGAAAUAUUAACGAGAAACGUUCGACGUGCAUCAGAGAUCAAGGAUCAAGGAUGGCAGCGCUCAGAAGAAAGUCGUCGAGGGAGGACAGCCUGAAGUACAUCAGGCAAUCUCUGAAGUCGGAAGAAAUGGACCAUCUGGAGGGAACUCACUUCGACAGACUCAUUCCGCACGUGUUUAUAACUCUGGGAGCUUCUGGUGAUCUCGCCAAGAAAAAAAUUUAUCCGACUCUAUGGUGGCUCUUCCGAGACAAUCUUCUGCCAAAACCCACCGCCUUUGUCGGUUACGCUAGAAGCAAACUAACGAUCGAACAAUUGCGGGAAAAGUGUCAUCCGUACAUGAAAGUAAAAUCGGACGAGGCGGAAAAGUACGAGGAGUUCUGGAAACUGAAUCAUUACGUGGCCGGGUCGUACGAUUCGCAAAAGGACUUCGAGCUUUUGAAUCGCGAAAUACAGAAGUACGAAAAAGACGCCACCGAUCACAGAUUGUUUUAUUUGGCACUACCACCGAGCGUGUUCGAGAGCGUUACGGUGCACAUUAAAAAUGUUUGUAUGGGAAAGAAAGGUUGGACGAGAAUAAUAAUCGAGAAGCCGUUCGGUCGCGACGCCGCCUCGUCGCAGAGGCUCUCCGAUCAUCUCGCGUCGCUGUUCACUGAGGAACAGAUCUAUCGUAUCGAUCAUUAUCUCGGCAAGGAGAUGGUGCAGAACCUGAUGACUCUGAGAUUCGGGAACAGAGUGUUCAAUCCGACGUGGAAUAGGGACAACAUAGCGUCGGUGCAGAUCACCUUCAAGGAGCCGUUCGGAACUCAGGGCAGGGGCGGCUACUUCGACGAGUUCGGCAUCAUCCGUGACGUAAUGCAGAAUCACCUGCUGCAGAUUCUGUCUCUGGUAGCUAUGGAAAAACCCGCGUCUUGUCAUCCGGAUGAUAUUAGAAACGAGAAGGUGAAGGUUCUACGAUGUAUCAAGACUCUGGAACUCGAUCAAGUUGUUCUGGGUCAAUACGUUGGAGAUCCAGACGCCGAGGAUCCGGAGGCACGUUUGGGCUACUUGGACGAUCCCACGGUGCCAGCUGGUUCUAACACGCCGACCUUCGCGUUCGCGGUGUUGAAAAUAAACAACGAGAGAUGGGACGGAGUGCCGUUCAUUCUCAGAUGUGGAAAAGCUCUAAACGAACGUAAGGCAGAAGUCAGAAUACAAUAUCAAGAUGUGCCGGGUGAUAUCUUCGACGGAAAAGCGAAGAGAAAUGAAUUAGUCGUGAGAGUUCAGCCGGGCGAGGCGUUGUACAUUAAAAUGAUGACAAAGUCGCCCGGCAUUACGUUCGACAUGGAAGAAACGGAACUGGAUCUCACCUACGGCAGUAGAUACAAGGAUUUAAAAUUACCGGACGCUUACGAGAGAUUAAUCUUAGACGUAUUUUGCGGCUCGCAAAUGCACUUCGUACGGAACGACGAGUUGUACGAGGCGUGGCGGAUAUUCACGCCAUUGCUUCAUCAAAUUGAAAACGAGAAAAUUCAGCCAAUUCCAUACAAAUACGGAUCCCGAGGACCGAAAGAAGCUGACGAUAUGGCGAAGGAGAACAAUUUUGCUUAUUACGGUUCGUACAAGUGGGUGAAACCGUGAUAUCAAUUGUCCAUUGCUCUGUGAUACAAGAUACAAUUCCGCGAAGUACAAAAAAUCCAGAAAAACUUACAAUCUACUUAUACAAGCGCAACACUUUUGUCACAUUUCCAAAAUUUUGACAGAUUAUUACAUAUAUGUACAUACGCAAGAUAUUUUUACAGCUAUUUUUUAUAUAUAUUUAUGUAUGUAUAUUUAUAAUAUGUAUAACUCAUGUUUUUCAUGUUCAAUUUUACUGUGAUGAAGAAACAAAUUUAUACAUCGUGUGUCUUAUUCGAGAUCGAGAAGAAAACUACGUGUCGAACUUUGAAUCAGUUUUAUUAAAUCUCGACACAAUUGAAACAUAUGGUGCCCAAUCGCGAUAUUACUGUACAAGUAUCAUUGACAACGUAAUAAAUUGUACAGCGCUAGAGA